UUCCCAGGCUGUAGUGUUGAUGUUUUCAAGCUGCGGCUGCUUCUGGGGUAGGAGGGCGAGUCGUCGGCGGAAAGAUGGUGUGCGAAAAAUGUGAAAAGAAACUUGGCACGGUUAUCACUCCGGAUACAUGGAAGGAUGGUACAAGAAAUACCACAGAAAGUGGUGGGAGAAAGCUGAAUGAAAAUAAAGCUUUGACUUCAAAAAAAGCAAGGUUUGAUCCUUAUGGAAAGAAUAAAUUCUCCACUUGCAGAAUUUGUAAAAGUUCUGUGCACCAACCAGGUUCUCAUUACUGCCAGGGCUGUGCCUACAAAAAGGGCAUCUGUGCCAUGUGUGGAAAAAAGGUUUUGGAUACCAAAAACUACAAGCAAACGUCUGUCUAGCUAUAUUGAUGAGGUUUCUGGCUUUCUCUGUAAUUUUGCUUUCUCAUUUGAAUUUUCAAGGGAUGACAUAGAUGUUCAACUUAUAAAAUAACAUGUUUUAAGAGAAGUAAUUUACUUUACACUGAGAAUGUUGAUUGAUAUUCAGUCCUUAACUCUCAAGAAGUUCUGAACAGCAGCCUGAGUGCUUAUUUCCCUCGGGAACAUUGUUUUGAACUAGAGUCAGCGGCAAAGUUAAUGUUAGCAGACCUCCCGGUUCUGUGUGCUCUGCUUAUUUAACAUUCUUCAUGUAAUUCUUAUCCCUUCCCUCUAUUCAUAGAUGUUGCAAAACUGGAGCUGGAGCUUAAUACUUCACUCUGAACUUGACAUCUAGACUUUUAACUCUUUCCUCAUUCCCUUAUUGUAUAGUUCUUGAAGUCAGCAGCCAUUUAAUUAAUUGCAGUUUCAUAGAAUAUUUAAAUGCUUGAGGCCAUUUAUUUCUGAGUGCUUCCUUGGUAAUUUAGUUCUGAACCACAUCAGACAAGUUGGAUGUGGGGCUUUUUCAAAAAUUGGUUCUUAAAGCCAGAGUUCCAGCACCUUCUGUACAUGAACAAGAAAAGAAGGAACACCCACAUGUCCCUCUGAAUAUGCACAUACUAGAUUUUGGAAAAA
Messenger RNA from Lepus europaeus (European hare), 1028 nucleotides. Its product is annotated as cysteine-rich PDZ-binding protein-like. Gene Ontology annotation, biological process: cytoplasmic microtubule organization. Gene Ontology annotation, cellular component: dendrite. The transcript has a single exon. Lineage: Eukaryota; Metazoa; Chordata; Mammalia; Lagomorpha; Leporidae. The record is from RefSeq and is a predicted model, not a curated record. Gene Ontology annotation, molecular function: microtubule binding; PDZ domain binding. The coding region runs from base 75 to 380 and encodes 101 amino acids.